UGACGACCAUACCUCCGUGCCUGAAUUCCCCUACGUACACGAGCUGCAAAGCUCUCCAACUAGAAGGAAGAGUGUGCUGACGUUGGGAACACCAAGGAGAGGCAGCAUACAGACCCUCAGCACAAUGAAAGCUCAUAAUGAACCUCUUCAACCACACUCUUCAAGCAUUCCCCAGACACCUCUGAAGGGCUCGAGGAACGAGCCCGCUAUACUGAGCGAGACAACCAACACGAGCACCGGCACGCACAACUCACCAGGCUCGUGCAGCUCCACUCAGUCUGUCUUCCCUCAUGAGGUCAUUGGCGAGUACGACAAGGAGAAAUGGAAAACCAUGGUGAGGUUGAACAUGGUUAGCGAUCAAAACGAGGGUAGCUGAUGUGGUCAUCGCCAGUCAGCCCACGCUCUCCGCACACGAGAGAGAGAUACCAUCAACAAUACGAAAUACUACGGUAUAUUCUCUGUAGCGCCCGUACAGUUCCAUCCAACUGGACAGAACGUAGUUCAUCAAACACCUGUGAGAGAAGUGAGAAGUAAACAAACACUGCAAAACAUCCAGAC
Messenger RNA from Williopsis jadinii, 558 nucleotides. RefSeq lists its product as uncharacterized. Bases 125 to 376 code for a protein of 83 amino acids. The record is from RefSeq and is a predicted model, not a curated record. The transcript has a single exon. Lineage: Eukaryota; Fungi; Ascomycota; Saccharomycetes; Phaffomycetales; Wickerhamomycetaceae.